Molecule: messenger RNA, 2961 nt
Organism: Malania oleifera
Lineage: Eukaryota; Viridiplantae; Streptophyta; Magnoliopsida; Santalales; Ximeniaceae
Product: tRNAse Z TRZ4, mitochondrial-like
Exons: 13
Coding region: 186-2417 (743 amino acids)
Biological process (GO): mitochondrial tRNA 3'-end processing
Cellular component (GO): mitochondrion
Molecular function (GO): 3'-tRNA processing endoribonuclease activity
Source: RefSeq, a predicted model, not a curated record
CAGCCCGACCCAGACACAACUCAACUCGUCUGGGUUUCCUUCCCGCAUUCGGCAUCCUUGGCAAUUUCAAUAGCCUCGCGCCAAUGAUCACCAGAGUUACCUAGACCUCCGCCGCCGGAGACCGCGUAUCGCCGUUGUCGGCAACGGCACCAAGCGCGGCAGCAGAGACGGAGUCAAAGGUAACAAUGGUAAAAGCCACCCAGACUUAUAACUUUAGCGAAGCAAGGGCUGAGGGAAUGGAGCGCCGCGGCGACGCCGGCAAGCCCAAGAAGAAGUUACAGCGGAAUGAUCGCAGCAACCGCAAUACCCCUGCCUAUGUGCAGAUUUUGGGGACUGGAAUGGAUACUCACGAUACAUUGCCUUCAGUUCUUCUAUUCUUUGACGAAUACAGAUUUAUAUUUAAUGCAGGAGAGGGAUUACAAAGAUUCUGCGCAGAGCAUAAGAUUAAGCUAUCAAAGAUAGAUCACAUAUGUCUCACUCGUGCCUGCUCAGAGACUGCAGGUGGACUUCCAGGCUUGCUUCUGACCUUGGCUGGAAUGGGAGAAGGAAUGUCUGUCAACAUAUGGGGUCCACCGAAUCUCAAGCUAUUGGUCGAAGCAGUGAAGUCAUUUGUCCCACAUGAUGCCAUUCACGCAAAUAGCUCCAUUACUUGUAUUGAAAAUCAGGUUGUCAACAUAUCAUUAAUUCCAUUACAACCAAGUUGUCUGCAAGGAUAUGAUGUCAAGCCCAGUGAUAUAUCCAUGAUAUAUGUUUGUGAAUUGCACAAAGUUAUGGGGAAAUUUUAUAAAGAAAAAGCCGAGGCUCUUGGUCUAACAGUUAAGAAAAAGUAUGGAGAACUGCAAAAAGGAGCUUCGGUUAAGUCUGAUUGCCUAGACAUCAUGGUUCAUCCCAUUGAUGUAAUGGAUCCUCCUGUUCCUGGCCCUAUUGUUAUUAUAGUCGACUGCCCGACAGUUUCUCAUGCUCAAGAGCUAUUAUCCAUGCAAUCUCUUAAUGAUUAUUAUUCAGAUUAUUCGCCAGAGAACACCAAGACUGUGAAUUGUGUCAUUCAUUUAAGUCCAGCUUCUGUUGUAAGCAGUCCCAACUAUGAGAAAUGGAUGAAAAAGUUUGGUUCAGCCCAACAUAUUAUGGCUGGACAUGCAAUGAAGCAUGUGGACGUUCCAAUUCUUAAAUCCAGUACAAGAGUAGCAGCACGUCUUAAUUAUUUGUGUCCUCAAUUCUUUCCAACUCCUGCUUUUUGGUCUGUGCAGAAUCAUAAUAAUGUCACACUGGGCUCCAUUAUUACUUCAAAUGAGGGUCCUGUUUUGAAGCCUUGUCAAAGCAUAUUUGCUGAAAAUCUCCUGAAGUUCACUUUGCGUCCUUAUGCUAAUCUUGGAUUGGACAAAUCCAGUGUUCCAAGUCCGAUGGCCUCCUCAGAAAUCAUUGCUGAGUUACUCUCAGAGAUUCCGGACAUUACAGAUGCAGCUCAACUUGUCAGCCAGUUUUGGCACAAGCCUGGGGAAACAAAUGAGUGUAUAACUGGCUUGCAAGAUACUAUAGUUAUGAUUGAAGAACCAAUGCUGGAUGGGAAUACCAUCCCUAGUUGUCUGGAAAAUAUACGGAGAGAUGACUUGGAGAUAGUUUUUCUGGGGACAGGCUCCUCCCAGCCCUCAAAAUAUCGGAAUGUUAGUUCAGUCUAUAUUAAUCUCUUCUCCAAAGGAAGUCUGCUCUUAGAUUGUGGAGAAGGAACCCUGGCACAACUGAAAAGGCGAUAUGGCAUGAAGGGUGGUGACAAUGCAGUGCGAAAUCUAAGAUGCAUAUGGAUUUCUCAUAUCCAUGCUGAUCACCACGCAGGUUUAGUAAGAAUACUUGCUCUGCGACGUGAUUUGUUGAAGGAAGUGCCACAUGAACCCUUACUAGUUAUUGGGCCAAUGCAGCUUGCAGUAUUUCUGUGCAAAUACCAAAUACUUGAAGAUCUUGAUAUGCAGUUCCUUGAUUGUAGAAACACUGUGGAAGCUUCAUGGAAUGCUUUUGGGGUUGAUCCUGGAUCAACCAAAAAAUAUCAGUUCUUUCCAGGAAACCCAAUAAAUGGUGAGGAUAUGAACAAUAGGCAUACAGAGGGUCCCGAGUCCAAGAGACUAAAACUGAGUUAUCCAAUUGGCAGCGGUACAGCUUUUCCAUUACUGGAGAUCUUGAAGAAAAUUCUCAAUGAUGCGGGGCUGGAGAGACUGAUUAGUGUCCCCGUUGUGCAUUGCCCUGAGGCAUUUGGCAUUGUCCUGAAAGCAGCAGAGAGAGUCAACAGCAUUGGAAAAGUGAUACCGGGGUGGAAGCUUGUUUAUUCUGGUGACACUAGACCAUGUCAGGAACUGAUGGAAGCAUCUCAAGGAGCAACAAUUCUUAUUCAUGAGGCAAGCAACUUUCGAGGAUUGCAUGGUGGAUGAGGCUAUAGCAAAAAACCAUAGCACAACUACAGAAGCCAUAGAAGUUGGAGAUUCUGCAGCUGUGUAUCGCAUCAUUCUCACCCACUUCAGCCAAAGAUACCCAAAAAUUCCCACAUUUGAUGAUGAGCAGGGCAUGCAGAAAACAUGCAUUGCUUUUGACCUCAUGAGUAUUAACGUUGCAGACUUGCCUGUGCUGCCUAAUGUUAUUCCAUAUCUUAAACUGCUUUUUAGGAAUGAGGCGAUAAAUUACAGGUCGGAGGAUUUUGUGGAUGCAGCUUCUUAAUUGUUGCUGACUUUAUUCUUUUAGAAAGAAAUUUUGUGAGCAUUUCACGUUUUACUAAUUUAUGUAUAUUUUUUUCCCUGUCAGAUUCAGUAGGUUUGGCCUGAUGUACAAAUCUUUUGUUCCAUCUCUUAGUGAAUCUUAAUGAAAGUUCUCAUUUGAUUAUCUUUCAGAAGCAUUCAUGUAAUUCAAGUGGGAGCCUGUAACCAGUUAUCUCUAUUAUUGAAAGGGUGCCAUUAAUGUACUUUAGUCAUAUUUUGUUCU